Messenger RNA from Asparagus officinalis (garden asparagus), 762 nucleotides. Its product is annotated as trafficking protein particle complex subunit 8-like. The transcript is spliced from 6 exons. Gene Ontology annotation, biological process: endoplasmic reticulum to Golgi vesicle-mediated transport; protein localization to phagophore assembly site. NCBI's taxonomy places the organism in Eukaryota, Viridiplantae, Streptophyta, Magnoliopsida, Asparagales, Asparagaceae. The coding region runs from base 37 to 762 and encodes 241 amino acids. The record is from RefSeq and is a predicted model, not a curated record. Gene Ontology annotation, cellular component: phagophore assembly site; cytoplasmic vesicle; TRAPPIII protein complex.
UGUUUUUCUUAGGAACCUUCUUUGCAUGCAGCUGUAAUGCUUGAACAGGCAUCAUACUGCUACUUGUUUUCUAGACCACCUAUGCUACGCAAGUAUGGAUUUCAUCUUGUUUUGUCUGGUAACCGGUACUAUGUAUCAGAUCAGAAACCACAUGCAAUUCGCAUGUAUAGAAAUGCACUCUCUGUGUACGAGGGACAUGCUUGGAAAUAUAUCUGUGAUCAUGUUCAUUUCAAUGUUGGAAGGUGGUAUGCUUUUCUUGGAAUUUCUGAUAUUGCUAUCAAGCACAUGUUGGAAGUUCUGGCAUGCAGCCAUCAGUCUUUGGCGACACAAGAUUUAUUCCUUGGGGAAUUUUUUCAAACUGUUGAGCAUACGGGGAAAACCUUUGAAGUUAACAAGCUCCAAUUGCCCGUGAUUGACAUGUCCUCUUACAAAGUUAUUUAUGAAGAUCACCGGACUUAUGCGUCAUCUGGAGAUGCUAAUGUGAAAGAAAGCUUGUGGCAGUCUUUAGAGGAGGACAUGGUUCCAUCUGCAUAUACUGUCAGAUCUAAUUGGCUAGAAUCACAGCCAAAAUUUUCCCCUUCGAAGAUGUAUAAUGAGUCUCAUGUUAGCGUGGUAGGAGGCAAGACAAUUAUUAGUCUAACAGUUUUAAUUCUAACAACAGGGAAAAUACCUCUUGGUAAUCAUAAGCAGGCAUUUGCUCAUAGGCUUUCGCCACAAUCUUGCUUUAUGCCGUUCAAUCUCGCCGUUCGCCAUAAUCUUUAA